Rubroshorea leprosula is the source of this 3409-nucleotide messenger RNA. The record is from the annotation of a GenBank genome assembly. NCBI's taxonomy places the organism in Eukaryota, Viridiplantae, Streptophyta, Magnoliopsida, Malvales, Dipterocarpaceae.
AGGUGGGGGAGGAAAAAAAAAUGGAAAUUCCUCUCAAGUUCCCUUGGGAGGGAUUUUGAAAAAUUAAUCACUGUACCUUGUGAUUGAUGCUUGUCUGAGAUUCAAAAUUUCUUCACUUGGGGGAGACUUUCUGUUGACAGGUAUCAAAAAAUUCAAGGUGCUACCUCUAUCUGAUAUAUGAACGGGCCUUGAUCUGUAUAACAUGAUUCUUGGUUGGGGGUUUUUCCAGUAUCCAUAAUAACCAGUGACAAAGAAGCAGAAAUACCCAAGCAAUUAUGGAGUGCAAUAAAGAUGAGGCAGCCAGAGCUAAGGAAAUUGCUGAGAAGAAGGUUAAAGAGAAGGAUUAUGCUGGAGCAAAGAAAUUUGCUUUGAAGGCUCAGAAUUUGUAUCCUGGGCUUGAAGGUCUUGACCAAAUGCUGACAACAAUUGGUGUAUACAUCUCUGCAGAAAAUAAAGUCAAUGGGGAAGUGGAUUGGUAUAAAGUACUUGAUGUAAAUCCUGGUGCUGAUGACGAGACAAUUAAGAGACAAUACAGGAAGCUGGCCUUGUUGCUUCACCCUGAUAAAAACAAAUCAGUCUGUGCAGAUGGUGCAUUUAAUCUUGUUUCAGAGGCCUGGACCUGCUUAUCUGAUAAGGCAAGGAGGUUAACAUAUAACCAGAGGACACAAUCUAGGGGUCUUCAACAGAAGUUUCCAAUGCAGAGUGGGGUUUCAGCAGUGCCACCCAGAGCGAAUGGCUCUCACAAUUCUAGCAAUAAUGUUGCUUCAAAUGCUAGGACUUACAGCAGUCAAAACUGGAUGGGCCCGGCAUCAGUUACCCCUCCUGCAGAUAAAAAGCCUGCUACCUUCUGGACUCUUUGCAAUAGAUGCAAGACACAGUUUGAAUACCUGAGGAUUUACCUGAAUCACAAUCUUCUAUGCCCUAACUGUAAGAAGCCCUUUUUGGCAGUAGAGAAAGCACCACCCUCUGUUUAUGUGCCAUCAAAUAGUUCUCGUCAACAGCAGCAAAAUUCAGGACAUCAUGCUGCAAACAGUAACUCUUUUAAUUAUGGAAGCAAUUCUUCAGUUGCUCAAACAGGGCAUGCAGGAUUAACAGGUCAUAGUUCAUCUAAUAAUACAAGCUUCCAAUGGGGUUCUUACUCCAGGAUGUCUGGUAUUAAUAGCACAGUUGGAUCAACAUCUGUUGCUGCUGAAGCAGCACAUGUUAUUCAGCAGGCUCAGGAGAAAGUUAAGAGAGAUCGUGAAGAAGCACAGGCAGCUGCUGGAUGGGCUGGGAAUAAUACGUCAUAUAGAAUGGGUAACUCUAAUCUCAAAAGGAGAAAAGAUGAUAUCCGUUUUAAUGGCAAUGUAGGUGGCAUGGCAACUCAAAUGGCUGUGGGAAGUGGACCUGGCCAGGGGAGUGUGUCUGAAUCUAGGAGGAGUAUUCUUGAAACACAAGGUAUAUACAGGUUGUCUGGCAUUUAUCAGAAGCCCAAGAGUGAGAGAGAAUUGUUGUCUUUCGAACUUCGAAGCAUGCUGGUGGAUAGGGCACGCACUGAAAUCUGUCAGAAACUUCAUGAGUGGAGGUCAGUAGCUGAAGCUAAGAAUGCUGAGAAAGAGAAGGCAAGGGAGAGAGAGAGUAAGAGAAACAAAGGGGUGCUGAACAACGAUACACAUGGUGUUGAUAAGCAUGUGGGGCCUGCUGUUGCCAAUCAGGGCAAGAAGUCUCCUCCCAACUCCUCUCCUGAUGAUUUAGAAGCAGAGGCCCCAGCACUAAUGUCAAUUAAUGUACCAGAUCCCGAUUUUCAUAAUUUUGACUUGGAUCGUACUGAAGUUUCCUUUGCAGAGGACCAAGUCUGGGCUGCGUAUGAUGGAGAUGAUGGGAUGCCUCGUUACUAUGCUCGAAUCCACAAGGUGAUCUCUUUGAAGCCAUUUAAGAUGAAAAUCAGUUGGCUUAAUUCAAGAAGCAACAAUGAAUUGGGUCCAUUGGACUGGAUAGGUUCUGGUUUCUCAAAAACUUGUGGUGAGUUCAGAGCUGGCAGGCAUGAAAUGAAUGAAACCUUAAAUUUUUUCUCCCACAAGGUUCACUGGACAAAAGGUAUACGUGGGGUGAUUCGAAUUUAUCCUCAAAAGGGGGAUGUCUGGGCCCUUUACAGAAACUGGUCUUCUGACUGGAAUGAGAAUACUCCAAAAGAUGUGAUCCACAAGUAUGACAUGGUGGAAGUGCUUGAUGACUUUAAUGAAGAACGAGGUGUGUUGGUAGCCCCUCUGAUUAAGGUUGGCAGUUUUAGGACAGUAUUUCGUAAGAAUGAGGACCCCAAGGAAACCAGGAGGAUUCCAAAAGCAGAGUUGUUUUGCCUGUCACAUCAGGUACCUAAUUACUUACUUACAGGCCAGGAAGCUCAUAACUCUCCAGUGGGAUGUCGUGAGUUGGACCCAGCAGCCACCCCUUUAGAAUUACUUCAGGUGAUCAAUGAAGCAGGCAAAGCACCUGGAGCAGGCAAUUCUCAAAAAACUGAGGAAGCAGUGUCACAAGGUGCAUCAAAAAUGGAGGUAGAUGAGAUAGCCAAGGAUUUUUCAAAAGCCAAAGGUGAGGUGAUAGAGGAGGACAAUAAACCAGCAGAGGAUGACCAUAGUACUGCAUUGCCAGGAGAAGCCUAGGAUGUUGAUGCGUAGUUGAUGCUGAAAAAGCCGUGAAAUUAGAACGUGGAGACUGCCGACUACACCAGCUAGGUAAGUUGCUGAAAUUGUAAGCAUGGUCUGAGCUGUAGAAAUUGUUUUGUGCCAUAGUUGGAUUCAAGAGGGAUCCAAUUUUUUAGUUUCUUGCAUAGGAAAAUUUCAUAUAAAAACUCCUAAUUUGAUCAUACCCAAAGUUUAAUAGGAGAUUGUUGUUGAACUGUAUUGACAGUGUUUACAACCAUAAAUGAUGGUUUUUGUUAUACAUGAUUUCAGUGUAAUUCUGCAUUUUCAUUGCAGUUGAAAGGUUGAUUGCUGGAUAAAUUCUUGUAUUUCCAUCCACUUUGUUUCCUCAGGGAUGGAGAUGUGGGAAGUGUUAAUCCCAUCCCACUUCCCCAUCAGGUGGUCUUUUAGGUAUAGGAGUAACUGCAAAAUGAAUGGCCCCAAACCGAGGGUUUCCCCUCUCUGGUGCUUAAUCCCACCAUUGUUUAAGGUAUCAUUUUUAUUUCAAGGGUUAUCCAUUACCUGUUGUAUUACAUACGGUGCUCCACCGUGGCGUGGACGUGUCAAUUUUCUCGCAUUUCCUUUCCCUGGAAAUGCAAGUGAAAACCCUGAGCACGCACGUAGGUUUAACAUCAGGUUAACAGGUUCUUCUUUCUUGUUCAUUUUCUCUUGGAUCAUGAAGUUAAUAUGCUCAGUCUUGAGAGGGUUUUCAAUUCUUAAUCUUGGUUCCGGAAUCAAGAGUAUUUAUUUUC